AUGGGCCGAAAACAAAGAAACAAUCAUAAUAGAACUCCCAUUACCCAAUUAAGGCCAGAUGGCUCCAUGAUUAAGAAAAUACCUUCUUCAUUGAAACCAUCAAGGACGAGAAAGCUUAUCAGACGAUUUCAUACACUACUAAAAUAUAAAAGUGAAAUAUUCAAUCACUUAAGUCAUAACAACCCUUACCAAAUUAACGAGACAAACUACUUAGAAUAUCUAAAAACAAAACCAGAUCUAUUAAAGAGUUAUAACGACUCGAAAGCGAAAAUCAUAAAAACGUUCAACGUGAAGCGGUCAACCUUAAGGGAUGAUGGGAUCAAAAAUAUCCAAACUAUGACGACUCUUAGCACAAAGCAAAUUUCUCAACUAGUAGGAGAAAUCGAUGGAGAAAUCGAAAAAAGAGGUGGGCUUAAGGUUUAUCAGGCUGCUUCAAUCAAGGGUCAAGACAGUAAACGUGGAGGUGAUACAUCCAAAAAGAUGGCUGCCUGGAUCAAGAAAGAUAAAAUUUGGAGUUCCGAUAUGCAAAACGGAAAACCAACAGCUCUUGAAAUAGGAUCUCUUUCUUCAAAAAACUGUAUAAGUACUUGCAAAAUAUUUGGUGAUGUCACACGGAUAGAUCUAAAUUCUCAAGAACCUGGAAAGAUAGAAAAGCAAGACUUUUUUGAUAGAACAAUACCAACAAGUAAUAAUGACAGAUUUGAUCUAGUAUCAUGCUCUUUAGUGGUGAACUUUGUGCCGAAACCGAGCCUAAGGGGAGAGAUGCUCUUAAGAAUAACAAAAUUUCUAAAAGAACCCGAAAAUGCAUUUGAUCACAAGCCCCUCCUAUUCUUUGUGAUUCCUCUUCCAUGUGUGAUAAACUCCAGAUACUGCAAUAAAGAAGUCAUGGAUGCAAUAUUCAAGAACCUUGGAUUUACCUGUGUGAGAUCUUAUGACUCACACAAAUUGGCGUAUUGGCUUCUAGAAUGGCAUGGAUCAAAAGCAGUGAACUUUAAAUUCAAAUCUGCAAAAAAAGAGGUUCGAUCGGGAUCAAAAAGAAACAAUUUCUGCAUUGUGCUUGAAAAGAAAGCGGAAUGA
Molecule: messenger RNA, 1077 nt
Organism: Brettanomyces bruxellensis
Lineage: Eukaryota; Fungi; Ascomycota; Pichiomycetes; Pichiales; Pichiaceae
Exons: 1
Coding region: 1-1077 (358 amino acids)
Cellular component (GO): nucleolus
Molecular function (GO): rRNA (adenine) methyltransferase activity
Source: RefSeq, a predicted model, not a curated record